GGUGCGUUGUUGUUCACUGUUUUAUCAUUGGUUGUGCGACCCUCGUACCAAAAUGUCGUCGGUUUUGUAAAAUCGAUACGGUUUUGUAUGAGACGUAUCGUUUAUCUGUCGUUCUCUGGUGUCGAUACGAGUUUCGUGGUAGUCAUGCUAUACACUCUGCCUGUAUCUUUUAUGUUAUUCGUGCAGCCAUUUCGUUUCGAAAGAUGUCCGGAGUGACUUUAAUCGUGACGUUUUGAUACGUUUUCUAUAGUUUUUUGACGUUUAAGAAGACACCAUUGCUGUGGAUCUGUGAAGAUGCAGCAACCACUAAAUCAGCCAGAAUCCAUUGGGGGUCAGCAAGGAGUUCAGCAGCAGAUGGUACUCUGUCCAGUAAGAUUCGUCUACGAGACCCAAGUGCUGGUGCAGCCUGUUCCAGGAGACCAGAUCCAGCCAAACCAGACAUUCUUCAUAAACCCUCAAAAUCCACCACCAUGGAUGCAGAACAGGCCAGCUCCCAACCCUGUGGUGUACGUCCAACAGCUACCCAACAACAUGGUGCAGCCAGUCCAACAACAGAUAGACCCAAACCAAAUGUUCUUACAACAGAACUUCGCCAAUUUCCAGCUCCAACAACACAUGUUGGCGCAGAACCACCAAGAGAUAAGGCCAGCCAUGCAAUUAGCCAACAUUGUGCCAAACAUGGUGCAAAACGUGCAACAGAAUAUACAAACCAAUGAUAGGAACAUAAAUCAGAAUCCUAAUACAGGACAGAUGCAGACAAAUGCGCAGAAUAUGAUGCAGAAUCAAAUGAAUGUAGCGAGACAAGUCCAAAAUACUAACAACCAGGCUGUUGAAGUACAGAGACAGAUGUUCAUGAAUGUCAGGCCACAAAUGGGACAACAGAUGAACAUAGCUAGGCCAGUAAUGUCCUUAAAUCAAAUACAGAACAUGCAAGCAAUGGCUAACAUGCAGAACAUACAAAUACAGCAAGCGAAUGCUGGUCAGCAAUUCGUGCAGAACAUUGGACCACGACUGCCUCAGAACGUGAACGCUGUACGACCACAGAUGAUGGGUAACAAUGUGAUAAACGUACAAAAUGUUAUGAAACAACCUCCUCAGCAAAACAUUCAGAGUGGGAACGUGCAAAAGCCGCCUCAAGAACCGAAUAAAGUGAUGAACAGUAACGUCGCAUCUCCCGUGCCAAAUGUUAGGAACUUCGCCCAAAAUUACAACUGCAGGCCAAUACAGCCUAGACGACGAGUAGAAAAUAACGCUAAUGUACCAAAAAUGUUACCACAAAACGUUCCUAUACAACCACAACAUAUACCAGUCCAAACUCCGCCUACGCAAUACAACCAGGAGAAAGUAAAUAGCCAUCAAAUUGUUUCAAAUAUAGCAGCGAACACAACCUAUUUAAAUAACCCUAGUAUAAGUCGGAAAAGGAAGAGUGAAUCGCCUGAUGAAAUCCAAAACAAAAUGGCUGUGCCACCGGCGUCGAAGCCAAUUUACAAGAAUCUUCAACAGGGUAUAAUAAUCACUAAGAUAUGCAAUGAAAUGGGUACAAACACCAGUCCGGUGCAUAAACCUAGUGUAAAUGUAGCUAGUUCAUCUAUGACAAUGAUUCCUACUACACCCAUGGCUAUUGUAGAAAGCAAAGAUCAGAAGGAUGUAAAUGUGACAACUAAUGUAACGGAAUCUAGAACUGUGAUAACCCCUGUGAUGGCACCAAGUGAAAGUGAUAAAUUAAUUAGAAACACUGUGUUCACACAAGCUCGAGGCAGAGUAUUACAGGAUAAAAUUAGUGAUUCGAUACCACCGCAAGUUUUAGAUGUAAAACCACCUGAGAGUGUUCAAAUACCGACUGAAAAUCUAGUAAAACAGCCAGAAAAGGUAGUCAGUGCUGAAGUAAAGACUGUUAAAGAUACUGUAAUGACUGAACCGCCGACUGAAAAAGCUAUAAUUGCUCCUGUACAGACUGAAAAAGUAGCAACACCUGUAGCACAACCAGCACCGCCUAAAAUAGAAGUAGAAAAAGAAAUAAAAACACAGGAAAAGCAACCAGAAGUCAAAGAGAAUAAGGUUCAAAUUCAGCAAGUGAAAACUGAAAUCAAAAUAGAAGUGACUCAAGAAGAGAAAAUGGAAGUUGUAGAACAAAAAGCUGAGGUUAAGGAUGAAAAAAUAGAAGCCAAUGAGAAAGUUAUAACGAAACAAGAUAUAUUAACUCAUGUGGUCGACGGAUAUGUUAUUCAGGAAUCUAAUUUUGCAUUCCCUAUCCGAAAACCACUAAUAGAAAAAACUCUACAAGCAAACUCAAAACCGGAAAUGGAAGCCCCAGACGCUCUGAAAGAAUGCAUGAAAGAAGAAAUGAAAAAUACAGGCGUAGAUGUACAAUUACUGCCUUUCCACUAUUUACUUCUCCACUGUGAGAAGAAGAAGGAAGAAGAAGAGGAAAAAGAAGAUAGCAAGAAGAAAAAUCCGUUCAGUGAUUUGGUUCAUAGUACUGUUAAAUCUUGGACGGUUGAAGAUCUAUCAAACCACCUCCUAAAAUACAACUGGGAAGAGACAGUAUCAGUUUUCCAAGACCAUGAGAUUGAUGGAGAGUCCCUAUUCCUAGUCUCGAAGACACAACUAGUUAGCAUAGGGGUUUCAGAAGAAAAUGCGGACACCAUCUGUGCAUUCGUUCGGAGCUGA
Helicoverpa zea (corn earworm) is the source of this 2670-nucleotide messenger RNA. Its product is annotated as eukaryotic translation initiation factor 4 gamma-like. The record is from RefSeq and is a predicted model, not a curated record. NCBI's taxonomy places the organism in Eukaryota, Metazoa, Arthropoda, Insecta, Lepidoptera, Noctuidae. The coding region runs from base 295 to 2670 and encodes 791 amino acids. The transcript is spliced from 6 exons.